Helianthus annuus (common sunflower) is the source of this 2171-nucleotide messenger RNA. RefSeq lists its product as uncharacterized. NCBI's taxonomy places the organism in Eukaryota, Viridiplantae, Streptophyta, Magnoliopsida, Asterales, Asteraceae. The transcript has 13 exons. The record is from RefSeq and is a predicted model, not a curated record. Bases 479 to 2050 code for a protein of 523 amino acids. Gene Ontology annotation, cellular component: membrane.
CAAAAGUACAUAACACAUGAUUGAAAGGGUAUUUUCAAGUUCCCAAUUUCAUAUUUUUGUAUAUAAAAGGAACAUUUUUUUUCUUGAAAAUUAGUGAUUGCUUCUGGUGAAUGUUUUGAAAGUAAAACGGGUGAUUUAAGUCAUCGUUUCGGCUGUUUAACAGAGACACGUUAACUACAUCAAGUCAUCAACCGAUAAUCAGUUUCUUCUCCGGCCAACGCUUCCACACGGCUGACGUAAUUUUCCGGGACCAAAGUGUAAAAUGCAGGGACCAAAGUGUUUUAAUGCAGGGACCAAAUUGUAAAAUGCAGGGACCAAAGUGGAAAAUGGAGAACAAAUCCCCUUCUUCCUCCUUCUUCCUCGCGCCGCUAUGUCCUUCACGCCGGUGAUGUGACAUGUAGGUGGAAUUAAGUACCGUUAAAGUAUAGCCCAAAACUCUAGCUGCAUGGUAAAAGGUGAUUGCGAAUAAUACGACAAUAUGAUUCAAGGAAUCAAGUGCAGGACAAAAAUGGGAGGAAAAUGGAGCAGAAUAUGGUUUAUAAUGAUAUUGCUUUUGAUCACAAGCUUUUCUCAUAUUCAAGGACAACCUAAUACCACCACUACUCAAACAGAAGGACGAGACGACACGGUUAGGCCUGAUCCUUUGGAAAAUCUCAAAAAAUAUAGAGGAGGAUACGACGUUACCAACGUACAUUACUGGAGUUCAACUGCAUACACUGGAAUAGCAGGAUAUGUGCUAGGGGCCCUAUGGCUCUUAUGCGGUGUCGUUUUUGGAGCAUUUCUAGUGGUAACCACUUGUUGCAAAGCAAACAAGAAACUGAAGAGACACAAGAAACCAACAUUCCACAAGCAAUAUUACCUUUGGCACAUUCUUAUAGCCGCUUUCUUUACCCUUUUAGCCUUAGUUGGAACAAGUUUAGUACUUGGAGGGAAUGCCAAAUUCCAUUCUAGAGCAGAUAAGAUCAUUGAUAUAAUUAUAGAUACGGCCGAUGACGCGUCAACGACUAUAUAUAACACAACCGGAGCGAUGAAUAUGACCCGAGCCAACUUACAAGGUACAAAUGUUGAUGCAAGCACCACUCGUUUCCUUGAAUCCACUUCUAGGCAACUUGACUCGACGGCUGACGAUAUACAACGACAAGCUAGAAAGAAUCGGCAUAAGAUUGAUCUCGGCCUUCGCAUUUUGUAUAUUGUAAGUACAGUUAUUUUCGCGCUGAAUUUAGUUGCCGUAAUUGCACUAACAGCCGUUGGGGUCGUUAAAAUUAGGCGAGUUCUUCACAUAUUGAUCGUGUUGUGUUGGUUAAUCACGGUUCUUUGUUGGGUCUUCUUUGGGGCAUACUUCUUCUUAUCGCGAUUUGCGGGUGAUACGUGCACAGCACUUGAGGGAUUCCAACAAGAUCCUUAUAACAACAGCUUGAGCUCGAUUCUUCCUUGUGAUCAGUUGCUUUCAGCCGAAUCAGUCCUUAAUGAUGUCAGCGCUGGAGUUUACAAUCUAGUCAAUGAGGUGAAUGCUAACUUAUCUCGAAUACAACAAGAUUCGUCGUUUGGAGUAUGCAAUCCGUUCUCCGGGCCACCAGAAUAUAACUACCAGCCAAACAACUGCUCGGAGGAUGAGAUUCGUAUAGGCGACAUCCCUGAGCUUUUGAAGUUGAUCACAUGUGUGGAUCCGGUGGACGGAAUCUGCAACGGAGGGAUUCCCGUAUCGGGAAACGACUUCAGGACAGUAGUUGCAUACACAAGUUCAAUUCAGAUACUUCUAAAUACCUAUCCAGGAAUGGAAAGCCUGCUUCAGUGUCAAACAGUGAAAGAUGCAUUUUCAGAAAUCAUUGAAAACCAUUGCACACCCGUAAAAAGAGAUGUAAAGAUCGUGUGGGCCGGACUUGUGUUUCUAUCCAUUGUAAUGGUGUUUUUGGUUCUUACAUGGACCGUUGAGUCAUACUACGAACGCAACCAUCGGUUUUCAGAUGGAUCAGUGAAGCCUCAUCAUGCUGAUGAUAUGAUUGAGCUUGGAAAACCAGAAGAAAAAGAAAGUGUAAAUAGCAAUCAGUAGAUGAUUUGAAGGUGGUUAUGCAUAUAUGGGGACAAACUCCUCAUAUAUAUUAUUAAGGUGUUUCAAACAAUUACUAGUUUUCCUAAAUUUAUUUAAGUAAUAUUUUGUUUAUUGAUAUUAA